AUGAAUGUUGUUUAUACAGUGCAUAAUAUCCAUCCAUGUUUUCAGUUGGAUAAUUUUACUAUUUUGUUGUUCCCUCCUGACCCGUCUGCUGUGUGUGCUCUGGUGUAUCUUGUGCUUGGAUUGUUGUCGGCAGUAACAGUUUGUGGAAAUCUUCUUGUGAUAAUCUCCAUUGUUUAUUUCAAGCAGCUGCACAUUCCCACAAACUACCUGAUCCUGUCUCUGGCUGUGGCAGACCUGCUGGUGGGAGUCGUAGUUUUUCCUGUUAGUAUGACUCAGACUGUGACCUCUUGUCUCUAUGAUGAAAAUAUCUUUUACAGAUAUUAUGCCAUAUGUAAACCUCUCACAUAUAAGAGUAUAGUUACUGUGCGUGUGACUGGGGUCAUGAUCUUCAUGUGCUGGAGUUUAUCUGCUAUGAUUGCUAUUGGUAUUGUCAUUGGUGGAUACAGCCAGGGAACAUGUGAAAAAACCUGCACUGUGAAUGUGGUUUUGUCUAAUGUCUCUGGGCCUGUAUUUGCUUUUUUCAUGCCUGCAUUAAUAAUGAUUUGUAUCUAUCUUAAAAUUUUCUUUGUUGCUCAGAGACAGAGAAACAGCAUCCAGAUUUCUAAAUGUGGUGCAAUAAGUAAGACAGAGAGGAAGGCCACUAAAACCCUGGCCAUAGUGAUGGGAGUUUUCCUCUUAUGUAUGACUCCAUACUUUCUGUGCAUUGUUUUUCUCCCUUUAGCCAGUGAAACUCCACCGUUCUCUCUGAUCGAAGCUCUCAACUGGCUCACAUUGUCCAACUCAAUGCUCAAUCCUUUUAUUUACGCCUUCUUCUACAGCUGGUUCCAGGCUGCCUGUAAAGUCAUAUUAAGUGGACAAAUAUUUACAGGCAACUUCACAAGCACAAGACUGAUGUGA
Molecule: messenger RNA, 897 nt
Organism: Boleophthalmus pectinirostris (great blue-spotted mudskipper)
Lineage: Eukaryota; Metazoa; Chordata; Actinopteri; Gobiiformes; Gobiidae
Product: trace amine-associated receptor 1-like
Exons: 2
Coding region: 1-897 (298 amino acids)
Biological process (GO): G protein-coupled receptor signaling pathway
Cellular component (GO): membrane
Molecular function (GO): trace-amine receptor activity
Source: RefSeq, a predicted model, not a curated record